AUGAACAGCGGCGGCGGCUUCGGUUUGGGCUUGGGCUUCGGCCUCACCCCGACGACGGUGAUUCAGGUGACGAACCUGUCGUCGGCGGUGACCAGCGAGCAGAUGCGGACGCUCUUUUCCUUCCUAGGAGAAAUCGAGGAGCUGCGGCUCUACCCCCCGGACAACGCACCUCUUGCUUUUUCUUCCAAAGUAUGUUAUGUUAAGUUUCGUGACCGAUCAAGUGUUGGCGUGGCCCAGCAUCUAACUAACACGGUUUUUAUUGACAGAGCUCUGAUAGUUGUACCUUGUGCAGAAGGUAAAAUUCCAGAGGAAUCAAAAGCCCUUUCUUUAUUGGUUCCUACACCAACCAUGACAAGUCUGAUGCCUGGUGCAGGCUUGCUUCCCAUACCAACCCCAAAUCCCUUGACUACACUGGGUGUUUCCCUUAGCAGUUUGGGAGCAAUACCAGCAGCAGCACUAGACCCCAAUAUUGCAACGCUUGGAGAGAUACCACAGCCACCACUUAUGGGAAAUGUGGAUCCUUCUAAAAUUGAUGAAAUCAGGAGAACAGUCUAUGUUGGCAAUCUGAAUUCCCAGACAACAACAGCUGACCAGCUACUUGAAUUUUUUAAACAAGUUGGAGAAGUGAAGUUUGUACGGAUGGCAGGUGAUGAGACUCAGCCAACUCGGUUUGCUUUUGUGGAAUUUGCAGACCAAAAUUCUGUACCAAGGGCCCUUGCUUUUAAUGGAGUUAUGUUUGGAGACAGGCCAUUGAAAAUAAAUCACUCCAACAAUGCAAUAGUAAAACCCCCUGAGAUGACACCUCAGGCUGCAGCUAAGGAGUUAGAAGAAGUAAUGAAGCGAGUACGAGAGGCUCAGUCAUUUAUCUCAGCUGCUAUUGAACCAGAGUCUGGAAAGAGCAAUGAAAGAAAAGGCGGUCGAUCACGUUCCCACACUCGUUCCAAAUCCAGGUCUAGCUCAAAAUCCCAUUCUAGAAGGAAAAGAUCACAAUCAAAACACAGGAGUAGAUCCCAUAAUAGAUCACGUUCAAGACAAAAAGAAAGACGUAGAUCUAAGAGCCCACAUAAAAAACGCUCUAAGUCCAGGGAAAGACGAAAGUCAAGGAGUCGUUCACAUUCACGGGACAAGAGAAAAGAAACCCGAGAAAAGAUCAAGGAAAAAGAAAGAGUGAAAGAAAAAGAUAAAGAAAAGGAAAAGGAAAAAGAGAGAGACAGGGAAAAGGAACGUGAAAAAGAAAAGGAACGUAGUAAAAACAAAGAUAAAGAACGGGAAAAAGACCGGGAUAAGGAUAAAGACAAGGAAAAGGACAGAGAGAGAGAGCGGGAAAAAGACCACGAAAAGGAGCGAGACAAAGAGAAGGAAAAGGAACAGGAUAAAGAAAAGGAACGAGAAAAGGACAGAUCCAAAGAGAUAGAUGAGAAAAGAAAGAAGGAUAAAAAAUCCAGAACACCACCCAGAAGUUACAAUGCAUCAAGAAGAUCUCGUAGUUCCAGCAGGGAAAGGCGAAGGAGGCGCAGCAGGAGUUCUUCUAGAUCCCCAAGAACAUCAAAAACCAUAAAAAGGAAAUCAUCUAGGUCUCCAUCCCCUAGGAGCAGAAACAAGAAAGAUAAAAAGAGAGAAAAAGAAAGGGACCAUAUUAGUGAAAGAAGAGAGAGAGAGCGUUCAACCUCUACAAGAAAGAAUUCUAAUGACAAAGAUGGGAAAGAAAAAUUGGAGAAGAACAAUACUUCACUUAAAGAGAAGGAGCACAAUAAAGAACCAGAAUCAGGUGUGAGCAAAGAAGCAGAUGACAAGGACGCACCAAGGACUGAGGAAAACGAAGUACAGCAAAAUGGGAAUUGUCAGCCAAAUGAAGAAAACCUUUCUACCAAAACAGAAGCCGUAUAA
Messenger RNA from Pipistrellus nathusii (Nathusius's pipistrelle), 1887 nucleotides. Lineage: Eukaryota; Metazoa; Chordata; Mammalia; Chiroptera; Vespertilionidae. The record is from the annotation of a GenBank genome assembly.